AUGAAUGUCAACGACGAUAAUAAUCAACAAUCAAAGAUAAAAUGUCAUGGUAAUCGAAGAGAUCAACGUUUUCGACGAAAAUGUCGUAAAAGUGGAAUGGAACCAACAGAAAUAAAAAAAUUACUUGAAAGUAAUAAGUCGAAACAGUCGACAACAACAGCAACAAUAGAUUUGAAUAAACGUAAACGAAAUAUAUCACUUCAAGAAUUAAGAGCAAAUUCAACUGUACCAAAAUCAACAAGUUCAAUAUCAAUACUUCAACCAUCAUCGAAAAA
Molecule: messenger RNA, 275 nt
Organism: Adineta steineri
Lineage: Eukaryota; Metazoa; Rotifera; Eurotatoria; Adinetida; Adinetidae
Source: the annotation of a GenBank genome assembly